Molecule: messenger RNA, 348 nt
Organism: Astrephomene gubernaculifera
Lineage: Eukaryota; Viridiplantae; Chlorophyta; Chlorophyceae; Chlamydomonadales; Astrephomenaceae
Source: the annotation of a GenBank genome assembly
CGGGGGUAGCGGCGGAGCCGCGGCGUGGUCCUCGGCUGGCCUGGGCCGGGGCAGGCGAUUGGAGCAGGUGGACGCUGCCCUGGCUGAGUACCUGAGCUUGGCAAGAGACGAAGAGGACCGCAACCUCCUUCAGCGGGACCUACCCCCCAUGUCCGACCCGGCAUCCGCAGCCCUAGACGCCGCCGCCGCCGCCCUAGCUGCCAGCGGCAGCGGCAGAGGCAGCGCCACCGAUACACCCGCCAUGACAGCUGGUGGUGGUGGUGGUGGUGGUGGGGGUGGUGCUGCCGGCGUGCGCAACCCCCGGGAGUCCGGAAGCAUUCACCUCCUGGAGGGAAACUGGCGCGAAUG